AUUCACUAUACUAUUCACUAUUCCAUUCACUGUCCUAUUCACUAUUCAAUUCACUAUUCCAUUCACUAUUCCAUUCACUGUCCUAUUCACUAUUCCAUUCACUAUUCCAUUCACUAUUCCAUUCUCUGUCCUAUUCACUAUUCCAUUCACUGUCCUAUUCACUAUUCCAUUCACUGUUCUAUUCACUAUUCCAUGCACUAUUCCAUGCACUAUUCCAUUCACUGUCCUAUUCAAUAUUCCAUUCACUGUCCUAUUCACUAUUCCAUCCACUAUUCCAUUCACUAUUCCAUUCACUACUCCAUUCACUAUUCCAUUCACUAUACUAUUCACUAUUCCAUUCACUGUCCUAUUCACUAUUCCAUUCACUGUCCUAUUCACUAUUCCAUUCACUGUCCUAUUCACUAUUCCAUUCACUGUUCUAUUCACUAUUCCAUUCACUGUUCUAUUCACUAUUCCAUUCACUGUCCUAUUCACUAUUCCAUUCACUGUCCUAUUCACUAUUCCAUUCACUAUACUAUUCACUAUUCCAUUCACUGUCCUAUUCACUAUUCCAUUCACUGUCCUAUUCACUAUUCCAUUCACUGUCCUAUUCACUAUUCCAUUCACUGUCCUAUUCACUAUUCCAUUCACUGUCCUAUUCACUAUUCCAUUCACUGUCCUAUUCACUAUUCCAUUCACUGUCCUAUUCACUAUUCCAUUCACUAUACUAUUCACUAUUCCAUUCACUGUCCUAUUCACUAUUCCAUUCACCGUCCUAUUCACUAUUCCAUUCACUGUCCUAUUCACUAUUCCAUUCACUGUUCUAUUCACUAUUCCAUGCACUAUUCCAUGCACUAUUCCAUUCACUGUACUAUUCACUAUUCCAUUCACUGUCCUAUUCACUAUUCCAUUCACUAUUCCAUUCACUAUUCCAUUCACUGUCCUAUUCAAUAUUCCAUUCACUAUUCCAUUCACUGUCCUAUUCACUAUUCCAUUCACUAUCCUAUUCACUAUUCCAUUCACUUUCCUAUUCACUAUUCCAUUCACUUUCCUCCCCAGCUCCAUGGUCCCUCCUCCAAGCUCCCUGCUCCCUCCUCCAAGCUCCCAGCUCCCUCCUCCCCAGGUCCCCCCCGGCCCCCUGCUCCCUCCUCCCAGGCCCCUGCUCCCUCCUCCCCAGGUCCUCCCCAGGUCCAGCCCCCUCCUCCCAGCCCCAUGCUCCCUCCUCCCAGCCCCCUGCUCCCAGCCCCCUGCUCCCUCCUCCCAGCCCCCUGCUCCCUCACAGGCCCGGGGGGUUUGGAUCACACCUUCCUUCCUUCCUGCACCAGAACUCAGCUGUCAGAUGGGUCAGAGUGGGCCGGCUGCACAUGA
This is a messenger RNA of Oncorhynchus masou masou (cherry salmon), 1347 nucleotides long. RefSeq names its product dynein heavy chain-like. The transcript has 2 exons. The annotation marks the transcript as partial. The record is from RefSeq and is a predicted model, not a curated record. Lineage: Eukaryota; Metazoa; Chordata; Actinopteri; Salmoniformes; Salmonidae.